Fonsecaea erecta is the source of this 1338-nucleotide messenger RNA. RefSeq lists its product as hypothetical. The coding region runs from base 1 to 1338 and encodes 445 amino acids. Gene Ontology annotation, molecular function: monooxygenase activity; FAD binding. NCBI's taxonomy places the organism in Eukaryota, Fungi, Ascomycota, Eurotiomycetes, Chaetothyriales, Herpotrichiellaceae. Gene Ontology annotation, biological process: secondary metabolite biosynthetic process. The record is from RefSeq and is a predicted model, not a curated record. The transcript has a single exon.
AUGCAUUCCGACAUCCAGUCGCUCAAGAUAUGCGUCAUUGGAGCCGGCAUGGGCGGGUUGACUUGUGGCCUCGCCCUCGCCCGUGCCGGCUUCAAGGACAUCACAAUCUAUGAAAUUGCGUCCAAUCUCGGCUUUGUUGGCGCCGGCAUCCAAAUGGCGCCCAACAUGGCUCGCAUUCUGGAUCGGCUCGGUGUGUGGGACGACAUCGCGAAAGAAGCUGUGGUGUUGAACGAGACGAGCAUCCGACAAGGAUCAACCGAUGCCGAGCUCGGGCACGUGGACUUGAAGUACAUCCGCGAGACGUAUGGCUUCCCGCACACGGUCGGGCAUCGGUCAACCCUCGCAAGCGAGCUCUACAACGGCUGCAAAAGAGAGUCGUCCAGCAUUAAAUUCAGCUUCGCCACGACAUGUGAGAACUUCAGGUUUGAGCCAAAACCAACGUUCACGGCGAUCCCACGCCGCGAUGGGGAGCCGUACGAGGUGCAGUGCGAUAUUCUGCUCGGCGCCGACGGCGUCAAAUCAAACACGCGGGUCGCGAUGCUCAAGGAGCUGAACGUGGAUGCAGAUAUCAAGGACACGGGUCAGGCGGCCUAUCGAAUCAUGCUCAGUCGGGAACAGAUGUCCUCGGAUCCGGACUUGCUGGCUCUCAUCGAGGCCGACAAGGUGAUACGCUGGAUCGGCGAGAAGAGACACAUCAUCGCAUACCCGGUGUCCAGCAAACAAAUAUACAAUAUUUCGACCACACAGCCAGACGUCAACUUCGCCGCCGCUCCGUCGGCCACGUACACGACCAAAGGUUCCAAAAAGGCCAUGCUGGAAGUCUUUGCCGAUUUUUGUCCCAUGAUCCACCGGAUGCUCGACCUGGUGCCGGAGGGGGAAGUGUGCGAAUGGAAACUGAGAGUCCAUGCGCCUCUCCCGACGUGGGUCAUGGGGUCCAUGGCGCUGGUCGGGGACGCGUGCCACCCGACGCUACCGCAUCUUGCGCAAGGAGCUGCACAGGCGAUCGAAGACGCUGCAGUCCUUGCCGUGGUCCUUUCCCACCUGCCGGCCGGCGCGACUCCUGUAGACAUUAACAAGGCUCUCAAGCUCUAUGAGAAGGUGCGCAAAGAACGUGCUGAGACCCUGGUUGAGCUCGCGGCAGCGAGUGGACGAGCCCUGCACCUGGGCGACGGAGCGGCGAAGGAAGAACGAGACAAACAAUUUGCGGCCCUCAAGGCAGGGAAGGGGCCCGUGCCGGACAAAUGGGCCGACGCCGACGUUCAAAGGAUGGUCUAUGGUUUCGACUGUAUGAAGGUGGCCGAAGAGUUGGCCCAGGCUGAAAUGAACGGCACGGCCUGA